AUGUCAAACAACGGCUACUAUUCAGAGAUACAGAACGGGAGGGUAGCUGAACAACAGAACGAAAAUCACAGAAACCCAUACGCCUCCAGAACGUCAGCGGCACCAGAGUUCAUGGCAAGCAGACCCUAUCUGGACCUGAACGAGCGCUCAUUUAACUACUUGAGACCACUUUCGUCCAAUAUUUCAGACAACUCUAAUACUUACGUGGACAAUUUGUCUGAAAUACUGUCCACCGCUGGAUUCGAGACACUGCCUAGCGGCAAAAAGUCCGGUUGUCAGACGCCGGCAAGAAAAACAAUGAGUGAAGAUCUAGAGUCACAAAAAGAUGGAUUGAAGAACGAGAAACGCUGGUUUAGUUUCAUGUUCUCCCGCGAGGUGCCUCCGAUUCCAUCUCCUGAAGAGCGCCAACCAUACCCAUGGAAGACCUCCAGCCUUUUAAAUAGAAUGGUUUUCUUCUGGAUUUGGCCUAUUCUUAAAAAGGGCUAUAAGAGAACACUUGUUCCGGAUGAUCUCUGGUACUUGUCCGAUGAUCUUAAGGUCGAAACCAUGCACAAGAAGUACAGAGACAACCUCCACAAGAUCCUACUGAAGCACAGAUCGAAACAACUCAGAAAAGAGGCAAAAUCGAGCAGCGCUGGAAGCCCAGAUAAUCAUACAGAAGGCUCUUCCGGCUCGGAUUGGCCAAUGUGGGCUGUUCCUUAUGCUCUUUUCCUCACAUUUAAAGUUCCAUACUCGCUUUCAUGUCUCUUCCUUGCAUGUUCUUUCGUAUGUCAAGCAUGCUCUCCGUUGAUCACCAAGAAGUUGAUCAAUUUCGUCGAGUACAGGUACUUUGGCGUAAUUGACACCUACAACGAGGGGAUUGGCUGGACCUUGGGCGCUGUAUUGCUAAUCUUCGUCAAUGGAUUACUCCUCAAUCACUUCUUCCACAACGCCAUGGUUGUAGGUGCGUCUGUCAAGCUGAUAUUGACCAAGGAUGUCUUGAUGAAGAGUUUCCAACUCCUGGCACGUUCGAAGAAUAAGUUCACCACUGGUAGAAUUACCUCUUUGAUGAGCACAGAUUUGCUGAGAAUCGACUUAGCAAUUGGAUUUCAGCCACUUGUUCUCUGCUUUCCAAUCCCAGUUGUCAUUGCUGUUGUCUUACUUUUGCACAACAUUGGUGUGACUUCGUUGGUUGGUAUUGGCUUAUUUCUCUUGUCUUUCAUUGUGUGCAUUCUUCUUACUUCGAAAUUGUUUUUCACAAGAGAGACUGUUGUCAAGUUUACUGAUGAGAGAAUUAGUUUGAUGCGCGAAUUGUUAUCCAAUUUGAAAAUCAUCAAAUUCUACGCUUGGGAGUACGCAUACAAGAAAAACAUCAUCAAAGUAAGGGAAAGAGAGAUGAAGCAUAUGUUCACCAUCAAGGUAAUCCGUAACUUUAUUACUGCUUACGCUGUGACUUUGCCCACUCUCACUUCCAUGGUCUCUUUCGUUACAAUGUGGGCCACCAAUACCUCUCAAAGCGCUGGCCAAGUGAUGUCGUCCUUGUCUUUAUUUUCUAUUUUAGCUCAAGCUAUUAUGUUGCUUCCAAUUGCAUUGGCAACUGGUGCAGACGCCACCAUUGGAUUUAGAAGAUGUAAAGACUUCUUGGGUGCCGAAGAAUUGGACUCCGGAUGGGAGGAGAAGAUGCUCGCAGGCGAGAAGAGCGACUUCUAUUUGUCUUCCGAAAAGGAAAGACACAAUGACACCGAGUCUCAAUUUGAUUUCUCUGGAAAUUACUUUCCAUCUGCCUCAUCGUCUCUCUUGAGCGAGAAGCAUUCCUAUGGCUCCACAGCUAUUGAGGUUUCACACGCAAAUUUCGAAUGGGAACAAUUCCAUGAUGCCAACGAUCAACUGAACGCUCUUUGGGAGGAACUUGACGAAAAUUUUGCCCGGAACAAGAAGAUCAACUUGGACUUGGAAAAGUUUCAGAGCGCAUCCGUUAAUUCCCAAACCAAUGAAGACAACUUCAAAAAAGCUUUUGCUGGUCUCAGAGACAUCAAUUUCACCAUUCAAAAGGGAGAAUUCGUCGUUAUUACUGGUGUGAUCGGUUCUGGAAAGUCAUCUUUGCUUAAUGCUCUUGCAGGAUUUAUGAAGAUGACAAACCCUGAGCAGGGCCGGUUAAGUGUCAACUCGGAUAUUCUUCUCUGUUCCAAUCCAUGGAUCCAAAAUGCCACUGUCCGUCAAAACAUUUUGUUCGGCAAGCCAAUGGACAUUGCCAGAUACCAGGCCAUCAUUAAUGCAUGCUGCUUAGAUGAAGAUAUGAGACAACUUCCAUUUGGUGAUCGCACCGAAAUCGGAGAAAAAGGAAUUACCCUCUCUGGUGGACAAAAGGCACGUAUAAGUUUGGCUCGUGCAGUGUACAAUGGUGCCAGCAUUUUGUUGUUCGACGACAUUUUGUCUGCUGUUGAUGCUCGUGUUGGUAGACAAAUUGUCAGCAAUUUGUUUGAGGGCCUUCUUGCUAAUAAAACUAGAGUAUUGGCUACACAUCAGCUCUCCUUAGCCCUGACUGCUAAAAAGAUCAUCUUUUUAAACGGAGAUGGAACAAUCGAUGUUGGAAGCACUGCCGAGCUUAGUGCCCGCAAUUCUGCUUUCAGAGAUUUGUUUGAGUACAGCAGUGAGCAUAUUAAAGUAUCUGACGAGAACGAGCCUCAGGAGGGAGAUGUCAACUACUCGAACGAAGACAUUUCGCCCAACAGCUUGUGUCUUCUUUCAAAUGCUGGUGGCAGCCCUUCAGGUUACGCAAGAGAAUUUGGCGAUAAUGAUGGCGCCUCGCACGUUUUGUCUCACGGAGCUCAGGAUUUGACUGGGUCAGAACGUUUUGGAAAGACCAUUGAGGAUGAGGAUGUCGCAGUCAAUGCUGUGUCAUGGAGUGUUUACAAGAAUUUCAUCAACUUGGGUUCUGGUAUCUUUGGUUACUCCUCCGUGCCUAUCUUCCUUCUUCUCGUGGCAUUGUCAACUUUCUGCCAAUUGUUCACCAACACCUGGCUUUCUUUCUGGAUCGAGAAGAAGUUUAGUGGAAUGCUGGAUACCUUCUAUGUCACCAUCUACAUUAUUCUUGCUAUCAUGACCUUAGUGUUCACCGGUAUCCAAUUCACUAUGUUGGCAUAUAUGAACAAUCGUUCUGCCAAACAGCUCAAUGUUAAAGCCGUUGAGAAGGUUUUGCACACACCAAUGAGCUUCAUGGACACCAAUCCUUUGGGCCGUGUUCUCAAUCGUUUUACAAAGGACACCGACUCUUUAGAUAACGAGCUCGGAGAACAGUUGCGCUUGUUCAUAUUCCCACUUGCCACAAUCAUUGGAAUCAUUAUCUUGUGUAUCUGCUAUUUGCCCUGGUUUGCUAUUGCCGUUCCUUUCUUGGUGCUUGUAUUCUUGUUUUUCACAGACUUGUACUCUGGCUCCUCAAGAGAGGUGAAACGUCUCGAGGCUGUUCAGAGAUCUGUUGUUUACAACAAUUUCAACGAAACUUUGACUGGAAUGGACACAAUCAAGGCAUAUCUGUCUGAGAGUUUGUUUAUCGAGAAGAAUGACUACUUGCUUAACCGCAUGAAUGAAGCCUACUUCCUUUCGAUCGCAACACAGCGCUGGCUCUGUGUCUACUUGGAUAUGAUUGCUGCUACUUUCGCUCUUCUUAUUUCAAUGCUUUGUGUCACUGAUCAGUUCAACAUUUCUGCAUCCUCCACGGGACUUUUGUUGAAUUACGUCAUCCAGAUUGUGGGUUUGUUAUCUUUGACUGUCAGAGCCAUGACCCAGGUUGAAACUGAAAUGAACAGUGUUGAAAGAUUGCAUUCUUAUGCUUUUGACCUCCCUCAAGAGGCUGCAUAUGAGAAGCCCGAGUUCACUCCUCCAGCAGAGUGGCCUUUCACCGGAUACAUCCAGUUUAAUGACGUUUCGAUGCGUUACAGACCCAAUUUACCUCUUGUUUUGAAGGACUUGAACUUCGGAGUCUAUCCUGGAGAAAAGUUGGGUAUCUGUGGUCGUACAGGUGCUGGUAAAUCUUCCAUCAUGACUGGUCUUUACCGCUUGAGCGAGCUUGAAUCAGGAUCUAUCACAAUCGAUGGGUUGGAUAUCAGUCAAAUGGGUCUCAAGGACUUGCGCUCAAAAUUGCUGAUUAUUCCACAAGAGCCUGUCUUGUUCAAAGGCACAAUCCGAAAAAACUUGGACCCAUUCAAGCAAUACUCAGACGAUGUAUUAUGGGAUUCGUUGCGUCGUUGUGGUCUCAUCCCGGAUCAGGAAGUUUUAGAGCGUGUCAAACAGACUCGCUUGCUUGGUUGCAACUACGACACUUUGCACAAGUACCAUCUCGAUCAAAUUGUCGACGACGAUGGAAGUAACUUCUCUUUGGGUGAAAGACAACUUAUUGCGUUGGCUCGUUCUCUCGUAAGAAGUUCUAAAGUCUUGAUUCUCGAUGAAGCUACUGCUUCUGUCGAUUACGCCACUGACGCCAAAAUCCAGCAGACUAUUUCUAAAGAGUUUUCUCAGUCCACAAUUUUGUGCAUUGCUCACCGUUUGAAAACAAUCUUACACUACGACAGAAUUUUGGUCAUGGACCAGGGUCGGGUCGCAGAGAAGGGCACUCCUUGGGUGUUAUACAAACUGAACGGUUUGUUCAAGCAGAUGUGUGACAAAGCGCAGAUCACUGAAGAUGAUUUCCGCAAGCCGGACUUGUAA
Molecule: messenger RNA, 4683 nt
Organism: Australozyma saopauloensis
Lineage: Eukaryota; Fungi; Ascomycota; Pichiomycetes; Serinales; Metschnikowiaceae
Exons: 1
Coding region: 1-4683 (1560 amino acids)
Biological process (GO): transmembrane transport
Cellular component (GO): plasma membrane
Molecular function (GO): ABC-type xenobiotic transporter activity; ATP hydrolysis activity; ATP binding
Source: RefSeq, a predicted model, not a curated record